AUGGGAUUCGAUUUUCGAACUGGGAUGUCGAUUGUAGUAAGUGAUUAUAUGGUUAUAGGGCUCGGGGCUCCUGUUAACGGUUACUUUAGUUUACAUAAGGUUUGUGCCUAUCCCAUCUAUACUUUUCCUACCCAACAAACGAAGCGAAGCGAAGGGUCCUGUGUCCCGUACCUCUCCCUUGGCCUGGGAAUGAUAGAAGAACAGGUCGUGCCUAAAAUGUAUAAAUAUUGUGGUUGCCUUUCCAAGCUCAUUUACUGCAAUUGGAGUGCUUGGAACACUACAUUGCCGGAUUAUCUAUUCUGGACAAAGUUGAUGGAGCAAUUUCACAACCAUCUGUUUCUUAGCUCGACAUUGGUGAGAACAUUGAAGUAUGAUGCUCGACUGAUGAGAACAUUGAAGUAUGAAGCUCAAGGCGUGAGAACAUCAAGUAUGAAGUAA
Molecule: messenger RNA, 438 nt
Organism: Striga asiatica
Lineage: Eukaryota; Viridiplantae; Streptophyta; Magnoliopsida; Lamiales; Orobanchaceae
Source: the annotation of a GenBank genome assembly